AUGGAGACGGCGGUGGCCACCGCUUUCCUCGGCAAGAUCGCGCCGAAACUAUUCGCAUUUCUGAAGGAAAAGCAUGCGCAGCGGCGGAGCCUGGAGCGCGACAUCCAGUACAUCAGGAAGGAGUUCCGCAUGAUCACCGCCGCCAUCCAGGACCACGAUCGUCGUCGUCGUCAUCUACGGCAUAGCAAUGGCGGCAGCGACGACGACGUGCAGACAGUCUGGAUCCAGCUCGUGCGCGACCUGGCCUACAGCAUCGAAGACUGCGUUGACCGCUUCACGCACCGCGCGAAACUGCCUCCGGCAACGUCGUCGUGGCUCCGGCAGACUGUCCACGGAGUGAGGACGGCGACGACCCGCAGCAAGUUCGCCGCCGCGGUCCGUGAGCUCCGCAAGAUCUCAGAGGAGGCAUCCAAGCUGAGAUCGUGUUAUUAUGUCAGCAGCGGCGGCGGUGAAUAUAACACCUACUUCUUGGAUUCGGAGACGCCGACCCACACCAUUGCAGCUGAUCUGGUGGGCAUGGACGAGCCCCGUGACGAGGUCCUGGAGCUGAUAAGGGAGACCCAAGGCCAAGCGAAGCAGCUGAAGGUGAUCUCCAUUGUUGGGUUCGGUGGUUUGGGGAAGACAAUUCUUGCCAGGGAGGUGUACGAGCAUGAGCGCUGUGGCCGGCAGUAUGAGCCACGUGCUUGGGUUCAUGCCGGGGAGAGAGGCGCCGGUGAUGUUCUUGAGGAGAUUCUCGAUGAACUCGGCAUGCCGGUUGAUGCGGCCACUAAUUGCGGCAACGUUAUCAAGCUCAGCACAAGAAUCAGAGACUUCCUUGGGUCCAAAAGGUUCUUCAUUGUGAUCGAUGACAUGCGGAAAGAAUUUUGGAACAUCAUAAAGAACGCCUUCCCUGCACUCAAUGGCAUGAGCAGCAGAGUCAUCGUGACAACGGCCGUUCACUCCAUAGCAAAUGCCUGCUCUGCUCAUGGCCAUGUGUACAUGAUGAGAACUCUUAACGUGGAAAACUCGAGGAGGCUGUUCUUCAAAGAAGCUUCCCUGGUUGAUCCACCGCCUGAUGCCGAGCUCGGUUCCGAGGCGCUCAAGAAAGGCGACGGUCUGCCACUUGCUCUUGUCACCAUUGCCCAGUUCUUGCAGAGCAGAGGCAAUCCGACAAGGGUAGAAUGGGCAAAGGUGGGCAACAAUCUUGGUGAGCUCCUGGAGACAAAUGACACCUUAGCAAGGAUGAAUAAGGUGCUCGUCCACAGCUACAGCAGCCUCCAUGAUCAUGUCCUCAAGGCCUGUUUGCUAUACAUGGGCAUUUUCCCGGGUGGCCGUCCGGUCAGGACAGAGGGCCUGAUAAGGCGAUGGUUAGCCGAAGGAUUUGUCGAAGAUUGUGGUGCUGCAAAUGACAGAUUCAGGGAGCUUGUUGACCGGAGCAUCGUUCUGCCUGCUGCUCUGAACAGUAACAAUAAUACAGAGGUGAAAACAUGUCAGACCCAUGGUAUGAUGCUCGAGUUCGUGUUGCGCAAGUCGGUACGGGAGAGCUUCGUCACGUUGUUACAUGGCCAAGAUCGCCCACCCGGUGAUGAUAAAAUCAGGUGGCUUUCUCUUAACCAUUACUCGGGGAAUCCAAGCAAUGAUUUGUCUCAUGUCCGGUCUCUGACCGUAUUCGGGAAGACGCACAAAUCUGUCCUGGAAUUCUCCAGAUACGAACUGCUGCGGGUGUUGGAUCUAGAAGAAUGUGAUGAUCACUUGGAUGACAAGCAUUUGUUGGAGAUAUGCUACCUGUUGCUUCUCAGGUAUCUAAGCCUAAGAGGCAAUAGUACCAUUGAAGUGCUUCCCAAGGAGAUCUCAAAGCUUAAGUACUUGGAGACGUUGGACCUAAGAAGGACGAACAUAACGGUUCUGCCUAUACAAGUCCUGAAGAUGGCAUCUCUGAUUCAUCUGUUUGGAGCGUUUAAGCUCCAAGAUGUUGGCCGGAAGCUGAUGAGUAAGCUACAAGCAUUCCUGUCAGAGAAGAGCAAGCUGGAGACACUAUCAGGAUUUGUUACUGACGAGAGCCGCCAGGGAUUCGCACAGCUCAUGGGUCAUAUGGAGCACCUGACGAAAGUGAAAAUAAGAUGGGAGUCCACUGUGGAUGACAACAGCAACCACAAUCAUCUCUCAAGGGCCAUCCAGGGCUUCAUUGAGAGAGGCACCAACAUGAACGAUACCCGUUCACUAUCACUGGGCUCCACCUCCAGUACAGAAUGGCCCCAAGACUUGCUCAAUUUCUCACUGGAAAAUUCAUGUUAUCUUCACUCGUUGAAGCUACAUGCAAACAACAUAUGCAGCCUGCCACUGUUUGUCACCAUGCUGAGUGGCCUUACUGAGCUAUGCUUCUCAUCACCAAACAGUCACCUCAGUGGGGAUAUCCUUGUUUCUGUCAGUAGAGUGAGCUGCUUGCAUUACCUCAAACUUACAGCAAGCCAAAUGGGCAGUUUGGAGAUAGAGAAUGGGGUGCUCGAUAGCCUGCGAGGCCUAUGCAUAGUGGCCGAAUCCAUGGCCGGAUUAGAGAUCAAGCAGGGUGCUCUGCCGCGGCUCGAGUCGCUCCGGCUUCUCUGCAAGGAUCUAAAUGGCCGGGUUCUUUGUGGCAUAAAGAUGGAGUGGCUCGGACGACUUAAGGAGGUGGCUCUCCACGAUGGAGUGAGCGAGGGAACGAAGCAAGAUUGGAGAGAAGCAGCAAAGAAGCAUCCGAAACGGCCCAAGGUACUGUUUAUGCAAACAGCACAUGUUGUCGACAGGAUGCAGAUGGGAAGUGGUGACGAAAAUUCAGAGAGCUACGUAGCACCAACUCCCAUGGCCGAAGACACCGUCCAAGAGGAGGUUAACUACGAGGGAUCUGUCGUGCGGAAGAGGCCGGCAGGAGUGAUUGCCAGACUGAUCCAUGGUUCCAAACUCUGUGAAUGUGAAUAUGAAAAGCAGAGGAAGCAGGAACGGGAAGAGGCAGCGGGGAUGCACCCGAAACGGCCCAAGGUCUCGUUUGUGGAUACAGUAGUGGUGGAAGAGGUUGAGGUGAUGAUGCAGAUGGAGCAAUCUGCGGCGGCAGCAGCUCCCAUUGCUGUGGGUGACGAUGAACUGCGGCCGGGAGAAGGACGUGAGCUCUCUGUUGCGGGGAAGAUAGCCGGACUAACACGACACUUCAAACGACGUCGAUUCUUCUAGCAAGGAGGCCCAAGUCCUGAUUCCUGAGGAGAUGUGCUUUUACAGUGUCCUGCAUCUUUUGUUUCAUUGAGGGAACCUGAAUUAUCUCCCUUGGCAGUUUAUGAUUCAUAGAUUACAUAUUUUUCUUGUUUUUUCAAAGAGGAGGGCAACUCUCAG
Molecule: messenger RNA, 3339 nt
Organism: Brachypodium distachyon (stiff brome)
Lineage: Eukaryota; Viridiplantae; Streptophyta; Magnoliopsida; Poales; Poaceae
Product: disease resistance protein RPP13
Exons: 2
Coding region: 1-3183 (1060 amino acids)
Biological process (GO): defense response to other organism
Molecular function (GO): ADP binding
Source: RefSeq, a predicted model, not a curated record